Messenger RNA from Drosophila hydei, 1037 nucleotides. It is a transcript of the gene Nf-YB, whose product is annotated as nuclear transcription factor Y subunit beta. Bases 213 to 677 code for a protein of 154 amino acids. The transcript has 3 exons. NCBI's taxonomy places the organism in Eukaryota, Metazoa, Arthropoda, Insecta, Diptera, Drosophilidae. Gene Ontology annotation, cellular component: CCAAT-binding factor complex. Gene Ontology annotation, molecular function: RNA polymerase II cis-regulatory region sequence-specific DNA binding; DNA-binding transcription activator activity, RNA polymerase II-specific; protein heterodimerization activity. The record is from RefSeq and is a predicted model, not a curated record. Gene Ontology annotation, biological process: regulation of transcription by RNA polymerase II.
GAGAGAUACUCCCAAGGAAAAAAACAAUAAGCAAACAAAUUCAAUUUGUUUUUAAAUUGCAAAUCGUUGCUAGAUUAAUAGGCUUGGGCUUCACCUGAUUCAAAUAGGUCAUUCACUUAAAUAAUUAACUGAGGAACGUAGUUGUAGCAAUUGACAUAAAUUAGUGAAAUCCAUGGUUGAAUUUUAAUUUUGCUAACAUAAACAAAAUAAAAAUGAGCAACAGCGAGGACUCACAGCAAUAUCUGAACGAUAUGAUGGUCAAAGAGGAGGAUGAGGCAUCAGGAGACGAAUCGGACAGACAGGAUGGACACGGCAUCAUGUUGCGCGAACAGGAUCGUUUUUUGCCCAUUUGCAAUAUCAUCAAAAUAAUGAAAGUUCCCGUACCGCAGAAUGGAAAAAUAGCCAAGGAUGCCAGGGAGUGUAUACAGGAAUGUGUCUCCGAGUUCAUCUCCUUCAUCAGCAGCGAGGCCAUUGAGCGCAGCGUCGCUGAAAAUCGAAAAACAGUGAAUGGAGACGAUUUGCUGGUGGCUUUCAGCAAUUUGGGAUUUGACAACUAUGUAGAACCUCUCUCCAUUUACUUGCAAAAAUAUCGCGAGUCAAACAAAUCGGAUCGCAAUUUAUUUUUGGACAGCAGCUACAUGCAAAGCGAGGAUGCCAAUGAAUCGGGCAAGCAGUAGCAGACUUUUCUCUAGGGGUUCUUUUUAUUUAAGCUUAAGACCUAAAGAUUUAAGAGAGUACUGUAUUAAAUAAUUUUAUUCCUUCCUUUAUCUUCGUACUACUCUCAGAAUUCUUACACCACCCGCAUAUUUCACCGCAGAUGCAUAUAGCAUAUAGGAAUCGGUCUAGUCAAUCUAUCCAUAUGUCCGUUUGUCUAUUCGGCUAGAUAUUCAUAUUUCGCCUCUUACAAUCACAAAAAAUUAAAUAUAUUUCUAAAUUGAAUUCAAUUUUACGUAAAAAGAGCGCGCUAAAUUUCACUUCUAAUACAUUUUCAAACCACACUUGUAUAGGUUUUUUUUUUAAAUAAACGCAAAAUGUAU